Molecule: messenger RNA, 417 nt
Organism: Trichomonas vaginalis G3
Lineage: Eukaryota; Parabasalia; Trichomonadida; Trichomonadidae
Product: NAC domain family
Exons: 1
Coding region: 1-417 (138 amino acids)
Cellular component (GO): nascent polypeptide-associated complex; cytosol
Source: RefSeq, a predicted model, not a curated record
AUGUCCGGAAAGGGUGUUGGCAUGAGAGUUGGUGGCAAGGGUUCAUGGCGCAGGAAGGCCAAGAAGGCCCCAACAGGCAGCCAGGAGGCUGAUAAGCUUUGGCUCGCUGCUCAGCGCCAGGGUUGCCGCGAUAUUGGUGGAAUCGAUGGUGCUUCUAUCAUCAUGGCCACAAAGGAAACAGGUCUUUCAUUCACAAAGCCAGAGCUCGCUAUUGAUAUGCGCGCUAAUACCUACGUCCUCCGUGGAAAGCCAGAGGAGAAGCCAAUUGCUGAACUUCUUACAGAACUUAUCCAGGGCAUGGCUUCUAACCUUGCCAAGGCUAACAAAGACGAGAAGAAGGACGAACUCGGCAAUGUCGAGAAUGUCGAUUUCUCAAAGCCAGAAGAGGAGAAGCAGGAGGAAAAGAAGGAAGAAUAA